AUGGGAUGCAGUAGUGAGGCAAUUAAGAAAUGGGUAAACCAAAUAAUAGACGAAAAUAUUAUUGCAGUUUUCUCAAAAACUGAAUGCCCAUAUUGUAUUAAAGCUAUAUCUAUCUUGAAAGGAUUCAAUGUUAAUAGUAUGCAUGUAGCGCAAAUUGAAAAAGAUCCAAAAGUAACAGAAAUACAAGCAUACUUAAAGGAGUUAACUGGAAAAAGUAGUGUACCAAGAAUUUUCAUAAAUAAACAAGUUGUUGGUGGAUGUGAUGAUUUGGUAAAAGAAAAAGAAGAAGGAAAACUCCUAGAGAGACUAAAAAAUGCUGGUGUACUUUAA
Plasmodium gallinaceum is the source of this 330-nucleotide messenger RNA. It is a transcript of the gene GRX1, whose product is annotated as glutaredoxin 1, putative. Bases 1 to 330 code for a protein of 109 amino acids. NCBI's taxonomy places the organism in Eukaryota, Apicomplexa, Aconoidasida, Haemosporida, Plasmodiidae. The transcript has 5 exons. The record is from RefSeq and is a predicted model, not a curated record.